This is a messenger RNA of Desarmillaria tabescens, 1078 nucleotides long. RefSeq names its product pre-mRNA-splicing factor SLT11. Gene Ontology annotation, molecular function: U6 snRNA binding; pre-mRNA binding; metal ion binding. NCBI's taxonomy places the organism in Eukaryota, Fungi, Basidiomycota, Agaricomycetes, Agaricales, Physalacriaceae. The record is from RefSeq and is a predicted model, not a curated record. Gene Ontology annotation, cellular component: Prp19 complex; U2-type catalytic step 2 spliceosome; U2-type catalytic step 1 spliceosome. The transcript is spliced from 6 exons. The coding region runs from base 52 to 1008 and encodes 318 amino acids.
GACAACUUUCACAACUUACGGACUGACCACUACCUAGUGACUAUACCCAGAAUGCCUCCCAAAGCCGAUAUCAACAAAGCAGGAUGGGAGCAGAGCGAAUUUCCUAUUCUUUGCGAAACAUGUUUAGGUGAUAAUCCGUUUAUUCGCAUGUCGAAGCAAGAGUACGGACGCUCUUGUGGUACCUGUGCACGACCGUUCACAGUAUUCCGAUGGAAUCCAGGUUCUGGCAUGCGCUUCAAAACCACCGUCAUUUGUCAAACGUGUGCCAAAGUGAAGAAUGUCUGCCAGACGUGUCUUCUCGAUCUUGAAUAUGGUCUACCCACGCAAGUCCGUGAUACCGCUUUGGCUCUGGAGAAGGACGCGCCUACAAGUGAUAUAAAUCGGGAAUACUAUGCGCAGAACAUGGAGGCCAAGCUGGAAGGUGACAAGUCCGGCCUUAGCAGCGGACGAACGCAGUCUGCAGGGAAGGAAAUGUUGAAGCAACUGGCGCGGACAGAUCCUUAUUAUAAGCGCAAUCGACCACAUGUGUGCUCCUUUUUCGUCAAGGGGGAAUGCAAACGCGGAUCUGAAUGCCCAUACCGACAUGAGAAACCCGUAGAGAGUGCGCUGUCACACCAGAAUUUGCAGGAUCGGUACCACGGGCGAAAUGACCCCGUAGCCCGUAAAAUUAUGGCCACACACGCCGAAAAUCAGGGCCUGAAGCCUCCUGAUGACGAGACUAUUACAUCAAUAUUUUUAUCUUCACUUUCUCCCGAAUCCACGGAACUGAGUAUACGCACCACCGUUCUCAAGUCACUACCUAGUGUUGAGCCAACGCAGCUACGUUCUGUUGUUCAUGUAGCCAAGUCACGGUGUGCAUUCAUCAACUUUAAGGAGCGAAGUAUCGCUGAACGUGCAGCUGAGGCGUGGGCUAACGGUCUUGAGAUUGAUGGAGAACGAAUAGCGAUAAAAUGGGGCCGGAGCAAAGCGAAGCCACUUGCCCCGACCGCAGUGGCGGCCGCGUCGUAGACUUCAUUCCCGUUGUCUUGUAUUAUUAGAUAGAUAUUUGCACGAGUAUUAGCGUCCUUUCCUUUGAGGU